CUCUCUCUAUGCAUGUUUAUGUUGCAGGUAUUUUCUUUUGGGUUCCUGAAUGGCAUGCCAUCAAACCAGCUGGCUCACCUCCUGCCUCACUCUGUGGAGGUUGGGGGCUGGGCUGAAGGAGCAGCAUCCUAGAGGAGAGAGGAUGCUGGUAGAUGGCAUCAGGUAGUAAGGUUUAGCAAUAGGCUGGGAGGAAUAAAGUGGCUCUAUAAAGACCAGGUGGUCCAGAGAGAAAAAAAAGAAAAAGAAGAACACUGGGUGGGGGAACCAUGUGUGAGAGCAGCAACAAAUGGUGAAGAGCAGAAGUAGCACCAUGAGAAGCAGGUGGUGUUUGUGGGCGUGAUUGUGUGUAAGAAAGAAACAGGGACUAGUGACUGAUUUUUUUUGUUUUUACGUGUAGAAAAGGGCAAAGUGUGUAUGGUGGUGUGGUUUCAGCUGCUGCUGUCAAGCAAAUGGAAAACCUCUGGGAAUUUCAGUCAUCCAAUAGGCAUGUGAAAACACAGAAAAGAAAGAUAAAAAGUGUGAAUUUCAAACAAGAGUUAGGUUUUCUCCCUUUAUUAAAAUGGAGUAUAAAUGGGUGAUGAUGAUGGGAGGGCUAUCCAUCAGGCGAUGCUCCAGCUUUUCCCUGGGGAAUUGAAUCUCACCUCUUAUCUAAAACCCCAUGUUUCUCUAUUUAUUCUCUUUGUAAUCUGGAAACAGAUUUUUUCUUGGAACUGCUUGCAGGAAGUUUUGCAACAUUUAAAAUCUGGUUGAAAAUGAAUUCCUGGAAAGAGUGAAGGAAAAUCACUUAAACAUGAAUAAAAUGACAAUUAUGGGGGAAGAGUAAAUAUGUUAAAUUUAAGUAAGAAUGUGGAACAGUAGGCUAAAUUCAUUGGAAAACACCUUCACCUAAGAUAUGAUUAGAGGUAAAGUAAAGAGUUUUCCAGAGAGGGAGAGGCGGCAUCACACGGCUCAGAGAAUUCAUCCACAUUAAUUUCCCUCUCUUACUUCUUGCCCUCCCCUUGCCUUUUUUCCUUCCUCCCCUCCGCUUUCAUCCCUUACUUGUCUCUCACUAAGGGACAGUCUAGUAGCCGGUGGUGUUUAGAAGGGACGCGAGACACAAGAGAGAAGUCAUGAAAGACGGGGAGAGAAUGAAAGGAGGUUCAAAAGAACAGAAGAUAAAAAAAUGGUUUACUCGUAAAUGGACGGCCAACGCUGGGGCCUGUUAUCCUAAGCAAGAUCCUGAGCGUGGCGGCAGUCACUUGAUCUCCACAGAUGACUUGGAGUAUCCACGAGAGUACAGGACGCUGGGGAACAGUGGCCGGCGCUUCUCCAAUGUCGGCUUGGUGCACACGUCGGAGCACCGCCACACCGUCAGCGCGGCACAAAGCCUGGAGGCCCUGACUAACCUGCACAAGGCUGACAUGGAAAGGAAGAGGGACGCCUUCAUGGAUCACCUGAAAAGUAAAUACCAACAGCAGCAGCAGCAACAGCAGCAGCAGCUGCAGCAUCCUCACCACAGCCCCCACCACAACCCCCCCUCACCCUCACCCUCCCAUGCCAGCAUGAGGGGCUCCUCAGAAAGAUCUGCUCGAGAACAGCAACAGCCCAACUACUGGAGCUUUAAGAGCCGCAGUCCACGCCAUUCCCAGUCUACCCAGUCCGGGCUCGCAGAUCAGGCUGCCAAGCUUUCCUUUGCCUCCGCCGAAUCCUUGGAGACCAUGUCAGAAGCAGACAUGCCUACCGGGUUUAACCGGAUGAACCGAUUCCGUCAGAGCCUGCCGCUGUCUCGUUCUGCCAGCCAGAAUAAGCUACGAUCUCCAGAUGAAUUUUCAGGCGUGCUUUUCCUGCAGUAUGGAGAUGAGACACGGAGGGUUCACAUCACCCACGAGCUCAGCAGCAUGGACACGCUGCACGCUCUCAUUGUGCACAUGUUCCCUCAGAAGUUGACAGCGGGAAUGCUAAAGUCACCCAACACCGCAAUACUGAUCAAAGACGAGGCACGAAACGUCUUCUACGAGCUGGAGGACGUCAGGGACAUUCAAGACCGUAGCAUCAUCAAGAUUUUCCGCAAAGAGCCCAUCUAUGCUUCUUACCCUGCAGCUGCACACCUGGCUAAUGGAGACCUGCGGAGAGAAAUGGUUUAUUCAUCUCGGGAAUCAUCCCCAACGCGCCGCCUCAACACCCUUCCUUCCUCUUCGGGAUCGGCACCCUCUGGCUCUCCAUCCCGCUCUCGCCUGUCGUACAGCGGGGGCCGAACUCCCUCCUUCUCUGGGAACCAACCCCAGCACGAACAGCCCAGACAUUCCCAUCACCCCCCAGGUGGCCACGGUGCUAACCUAGGUCUGUCUCCAUCACCCAGUGCUAUUUUGGAGCGUCGUGAUGUCAAGCCGGAUGAAGAAGUUUCUGCAAAAAAACUGGCUCUUAUGAAAAAUGAGGCACUAUACGCAGAUCCCUAUAGUUUGAUGAAUGAAGGUCGUCUCAGCAUCGCCUCCACCCAGUCUCUGGCUGCCAUUGGAGACCCUUUCAACUAUCCUGUUACCACUGGCCUAUAUCGGCGAGGGUCUGUACGCUCUCUUAGCACCUACUCUGCUGCUGCUCUUCAGGGAGACCUGGACGACUCAUUCUACAAGCCUGGAGGCUCGCUGUAUUCUGACACAUACUCCUCUGCAACCCUCGGAAUGGGAUUUCGAAUGCCGCCCUCAUCACCACAAAAAAUCCCUGACAUUCAGCUUAGGGACAGAGACUCGUAUUCUACUUCACCACGCCCCUCUCCUGUCAGGCAGAGUUUCCGGAAAGACUCUGCCUCUUCGUCUGUAUUUGUGGACAGCCCGAAAUCCAGGCCAAGCUCCAGUUCAGAGCCAGGCUUUGGUCCCGCUUUAUCUGGACAGGAUGGAGACACAAGCAGGGACCACCGCCUAGAGCGUAUGGAAGCCAUGGAGAAGCAAAUAGCCAGCCUGACUGGCCUCGUGCAGAGUGUACUGACCAGGGCACCAGACAGCGACAGCACAUGCGGCCUACUGCGUCUCUGCAUGAUGGCGGGCUGCCCUCCGGACCAAGGGACGGAGUUUUCACGCCCAUUACCUUUCUCUUCCAGCGAGAAGACCGAAACUAACAGUGACGGCUCCGCCACUGGAACUGGACGUCAGAAGAAGAAAGCAGCCAAUACACCAUCAGCACCUUUAGCACUGAUGCCACCACCGCCUUCUAACACAACCCCGGUUAACGGUGUUGGUCGCCUGCAGAUGAAGCUCCAUCUGCAUGGCCUGCAGCAAAACGCCACCGACCUACGCAAACAGCUUGGUCAGCUUCGCAAGAUACAGAUGGAGAACCAGGAUUCAGUGCGAACUCUGCUGAAACGGACUGAGGCCGAGCUGAAUGUGCGCGUCGCGGACGCCCUGAGGAAGCAGGAGGAUCCUUUGCAGAGACAGCGCCUACUAGUGGAGGAGGAAAGACUCAAGUACCUCAAUGAAGAAGAACUCAUCAUCCAGCAGCUUCACGAUCUGGAGAAAUCAGUGGAGGAGAUCCAGAAGGAAUCGUCUGUCAACCACAAGCUGGUGACGGUGCAGGAGCUGGAGGAGAAGGCUGCAGUUCUAAGAAAGCUGGGAGAAACACUCACCGAGCUGAAAAAUCAAUUCCCGAGCCUGCAGAGCAAGAUGCGGGUGGUGCUGCGGGUGGAGGUCGAAGCUGUGAAAUUCCUUAAAGAAGAGCCACACAGACUUGAUGCCCUGUUAAAACGCUGCAAGUCUAUAACCGACACCCUCGCCACAAUGCGCAAGCAAGCAAAUGAUGGGGUUUGGAAAAAGCAGGACAACUUUUCAAAUCCCUCAGCAAAGCACAAUGAUGACUUACAAAAGUUUUCAGGCUUUGACAUCCCCAGCAGCCCUCCAUUAACCAUCAAUGAUAUUGGAGGAGGUAACAGCCUGUCUAACUGGAGUCCGCACUCCAGCCUCAGCCGUGGUCUCGGAAACCCGUCCGGUUCUCACAAGGACAAUCAUCCUCCUAUUCCCCACAAAGGAAAAGCCCUUGAGGAACUGGAGCGCCGUGCUGCCGCUGACAAAGCUUUGUCAAUGGAAGUCCGACUAGCAGCAGAGCGGGACUGGGAGGAAAAGCGUGCCAGUCUUACACAGUACAGUGCUCAGGACAUCAACCGCUUGCUGGAGGAGACCCAAGCUGAACUGAUGAAGGCUAUUCCAGACCUGGACUUUGCUGCCAAGCAGAUCAAGCCCUCCUCCAACACCCCAUCGGCCCAGACCCCUCAGAGUGGGGCGACAACAACGGAGCACCGCUCUAGCAAGCCACAAAACAAGCUUUCAGCUAAAGAGGGGGGGUCCAGGCGUGGCUCUGAUGAGUUGACAGUACCACGGUAUCGCACAGAAAAACCCUCCAAGUCUCCUCCCCCUCCUCCACCUAGACGUAGUUUCCCUUCGUCUCCAGGUGUGACUUCUCGCAGUGGAGAGCCCUUAAUUCCUGGAAAAAGCAUAAAGAAAUCCGAAUCCGAAGAGAAUGACACCCAAAAGCCACACACGAAACUGAGGAGGACCAUGUCUGAAAACCCUCGUCCUGCAUCUACACCCCCCACGCUAGCCUCCGGAGAGAAGGAGCAAGGAGAGGAGGAAAAAAUUGCUGCUGAACUUGAGCUGUUUGAGAGAGCCCCAGUCAGGCUCUCUCGCCCCACUUCGCUUUUUCUCCCUGCUAGCCCACACAUCAGGAAAAUCCCUUCCCCCUCCAGGCUACACCUGUCACCUCCUGAGGCCUCUUCUGAGGGAAGGAACUUUUCUGCGAUCCCCCACAUCCUGUUGACAGAGUGUUUGCCAGACUCACUCACUGCUGCAGAAAAUCCUGUCAGAGAUUUAGCAAAUUACCCUGCACAAAAUAAUCCAACGCACAAUUCCAGGGAUCAACAUAUGGUCCAGAAAAAAGAUAUUUUAAGGGGAACGCCUACAGAAAGAAGUAAACCUGGUUCCCAACAGGACCAAGAUAUAUACCUGCUUCUCACAGACCUGGAGAUGAGAUGGGUGUUACCUCACGAAGCUCAGGAACUGAAGAAUAUAGUACAUAAAACUUUAAAUAUCUCAGCGCAGAUUGAAGAGGUUUCUGUAGCAGAGCUGGAUGAACGGCCUGUUCUAAUGCAUUUCAGAAAGGGAAAUAGUCUUAAAGAUACAUACAGACUGCUUUAUUCCCUUCUGGAGUCAUCCAAUCCAACCCCCCAAAGGAGAUUAAGAUCCUCCCAUCAAUCCCUACAGCAGCCCCCUUUCAUGGAGGCUCUAAGGAAAGGGAUUGAGACAGGGGAGGAUGUGCUAACAUUUCAACAUGCAGAUGAAGUUAGGAUGGAGCCCUGUAAUUGGGAUUUAUCCAGUCAAAGGAGAAUCACCCAGGAGCUCCGACUGAGCACCUACCAAAGACUGGACAGUUUGGAGGAGACCAUCCGAGAGCUGGAGAACACUGUAAUAGAGAUCAGUGGUCACUCUAUGACAGAAGGGCUCUACACAGAGACAGAGGUGGCCCUCAUGAGCGUUCCAGCCAAGCGGACUGGGAGUCUGAAGUCGGAGACCAAGAGGCCACCGGUUCCACCCAAACCGGCAUCAAUUCAGGGAGGGAAUAAUCCCAGCAUAGGAAAAGUUCAUUCCUCAGCUGCCUCAAAACUGAAGCAUCUGCAGCAGAACAGCACAGAGAAGACUAAAAGUGGCAAGAAGGAGGAUUUACAGAAGGCACAGAGCCUCCAACAGGCCUUGGGGAUCAACAAGGGAACCGCCGAACCAUACCUGUCUGGACUGAAAGCAAGUAUUUUUUUAGGCCGGAUGCCUUCUCCUUCUGCAGCCUUUGCACCUGGCUUGAGAAUGUCCCCCCACGAGGGGACCGCACCCUCCCUGACAGUCUCCUCCAGCCAAGCAAAAGCCCUACUGGCAAGCCUGUCAGCCUCUGGCCUGUGCACUGAAGCCCUGCUCCUGUCCUCCGCUCUGCGUCAACGCCGCCUUCUCCGGGAGCAGAAAGCAUCAUCCUCUCUUCCCAAUAGCUUGUCCUCCACCCCCACAUCCUCCUCUUCCCCCACAACCCCUACUCCAUCCCUGUCUCCCUCCUCUCCCACACCGCUCGGUAACUUUACCUUCUCCUCUAUGGUUGUCAAACCCACCAGAGGAAGAUCUGACAGCCCCCAACUGCUCAGCAGCCGUAAGGAUGGUGACAGCUCCUAAUGUAAGGAGGAGGACAUGGACAAAUACAAAUCCAAAAUUAUCUUUAUAUAGAAAAAAAUCUUUUUUUCGAGAUAUUUUCUUUCAGGAUUUCUUAUAUCCACUUUUUUUUCGUGCUGAUGUAGAAAGCAACAGACUCUGAGUUCAUCAUAAUUCUCUCAGUUUUCUUCUUGGACAAUUGUCCUUCUCUCGUCUGGUUCCACGGUCUCCCACACAGUCCCACUGCCAGAUUCCCAAACAGAAUGCACACAAACAUGCCAACCCUCCCUUUCCCACCAGCUGUCUGCUACAAGGUUAGUGUGGUCGAACACGUUCUCAUUUCAUGGGCUGUUUGUGGUAUCGUUUUCAUAUCUAGACUGUGGUUAUGAAAAUAGAGUUGCAAUAAUAGCCGAGUGAGUCGGAUAGUUCUAUAUGUUUAGGAUGAUGUUGCUCUUUCUUACCUGCCUAAUCUGAUAGAAAAGCUCUUCUCAGAAAAUAUUUACAAAAGCCAGAUGAGAUGAAUGUGGUUUGAGCUGUUUGUACAAAAAGGACACUCUUUUCUUUUUUGCAUCAGCCACAUUUUUAAACUUCCAAUCGGUGCUAUAUUUUCCCUUCAUUUGUGCACAAUAAGAGUUUACAUGAUUGUUCAUCCCCUUUGCACAUUACUCUGGGUUCUAAUUUAAUGUUGCAUUUUAAACCUUUGUAUGCAUCUCUGUAAAUGAAAACAUUGCAUCUGGUAUUGCAUUUAUGGCAUCUUUAAAGCGAAGGAAACAAGGAUAUUGCAGCAUUAUUCAUGAAAGCACACUGCAUUAAGCAGCCAUGACACUAA
This is a messenger RNA of Cyprinodon tularosa, 6975 nucleotides long. It is a transcript of the gene srcin1a, whose product is annotated as SRC kinase signaling inhibitor 1. The record is from RefSeq and is a predicted model, not a curated record. Bases 1110 to 6170 code for a protein of 1686 amino acids. Gene Ontology annotation, cellular component: postsynaptic density; cytoplasm; actin cytoskeleton. The transcript is spliced from 23 exons. Gene Ontology annotation, biological process: regulation of dendritic spine morphogenesis. NCBI's taxonomy places the organism in Eukaryota, Metazoa, Chordata, Actinopteri, Cyprinodontiformes, Cyprinodontidae.